Messenger RNA from Didymodactylos carnosus, 375 nucleotides. The record is from the annotation of a GenBank genome assembly. NCBI's taxonomy places the organism in Eukaryota, Metazoa, Rotifera, Eurotatoria, Philodinida, Philodinidae.
AUGAAUGCAUGCAUCGCAGAGAAGGCGAAAGCGACAUCACCCAGGCGGUCGCACUGUCGUUCGAUUGAAAUAUCGAACGUAGGAGACCUCGUCCAUGUUCGAAACGAUGAAUCUCGCGGCUCAUGGCAAUUAGCUUGUGUCAUUAAAAUUAUUAAAAGUUCAGAUGAACAAAUACGUUUACCAUCGGGCACGGUUUUAACGCGUGGACUUAUGCAUCUGUAUUCGUUGGAAUGUGACGAAAAGUUCGAUAUGAUUGAUGAACCAACGGAAAUUAAAGCCGAUAAAAACGAACCUUUAGUUCAACAUCGUCCAGUACAUAAAGCUGCUAAAAAGGCUUCAACUAAAAUGCAACAAUUACACGAACUUUCUGACUGA